UGUCCUGCUUGGUUUGAAGUAAUGUUGCGCGUUUGAAGGUUUAGGUACCUUUUUAUGAAAGCUUCUGAGAUCGAUUGCUUUUCCUUCUGUAGCGGGAACCAAAACGGAGCCUGUAAACCGCGAGACAGAAAACUAGCACCGCUAGCUAGCGUUCCAGCUUCUAAGCACUGGCUUUUAUAUCCCGAACUUGGCAAUGGAUUGGGGCCAGGAUGAGCUGAUGUCCCCCGUGGUCCAUGAGACCGAGGUAACCCGCGCGGCCCGGCGGAGAAGUUCCAAGAAGGUUUUCUUUCCCUCCCCGCGCGAUGGAAGCCCCGUCGCCACCGCUACACCUGCACGCGCUCUGCUGAGACAAACACCGGGCUCGCUCCUUAAACACACACUCACUCCCAGGAGUUCUGUGAGGAACCCUGAUGUGUCGGCCAUCCUGAGGACUGGGGGGAGGAGCCCUCGCUUCAUACACACCCCCAGACCCACCCUGGGCAGCAUGAGCAUGAACCUGGAUGACAGUGAGUGGAGCGCCAGUCUCUAUCCAUCGCCUCGGUCUGGUCUGGGAGACUCCAGCUUCACCGAGGACCUGAACAGCAGCUCAGUCAUGAUGAAGGAGGAGGACCCAGGAGAGGCUGCCUCCCUGAGCCUGUUCCCAGAGUUCCUGGCGGCGUACCUCAAACACUCGUCCAGCGCCGUGUUCGACCUGCUGGAGGAGUACGAAGCGCUCUGCCAGGACAAGGUGGGCGUGUUGGAGAGGCUGGUGAUGGGCCAAAGGAGCUCCUCUAAGGCGGCUGGUCUGAAGUGGCUCCUGCAGCAGGAGAUGGUGACCUGGAGACUCCUCACCUCCCUCUACAGGGACCGCGUCCAGUCGGCGCUGGAAGAUGACAUCAUGAUGGAUGUGGCUACCCCCAGUGAGAGUGAGAAGGCAGUGAUGGAGCAGCUCUUCCAGAGAGACUCUGUGGUCCGCCAGAGCCAGCUGGUUGUUGAUUGGCUAGAGAGCAUUGCCAAGGAUGACAUAGGAGACUUCUCUGACAACAUUGAGUACUACGCCAAGUCUGUCUACUGGGAGAACACCCUGCAUGCUCUGAAGCAGAGGAGAACCUCCAGCGCCGGCUUUAACAUCCCCCUGGUCACCGAGCUGGACCCAGACGCCCCCAUCAGGCAGAAGCGCCCGCUGGCAGACCUGGACAGGGAGGACGAUGCCAGGCUGCUCAAGUACCUGUUCACCCUCAUCAGAGCAGGCAUGACGGACGAGGCCCAGAGGCUGUGUAAGCGUUGUGGUCAGGCGUGGAGAGCGGCUACUCUGGAGGGCUGGAAGCUGUACCACGACCCCAACAUCACCUCCGGCGGUACAGAGCUGCAGCCAGUAGAGGGGAAUCCUCAGAGGUGUGUGUGGAAGGUCUGCUGCUGGAGGAUGGCAGAGGAGGAACAUUUUAACAGAUACGAGAGAGCCAUCUACGCUGUCCUGAGUGGCAACCUCAAACGGCUGCUCCCGGUGUGUGAGUCGUGGGAGGACUGUGUGUGGGCGCACCUGCGUGUGCUGGUGGACACCCUGGUGGAGCAGGAGGUGCGGUCCUCAGGCAUGGCUCACGACGAGCUGGACACACUCCCCAGAGACUACCUGGAGGCCAACUGGACUCUAGAGAAGGUGUUUGAGGAACUGAAGGCCACCGAAUCCAAGAGGGUGGAGCAGGAGACCAGAGAGCACUACCACGUCAUCCAGAAGUUCAUCAUCCUGGGAGACUUGGACGGCCUUCUGGAGGAGUUCAGUGAUUGGCUGAGUGGGCCCAUGCCCCUCCCCUCUCACCUGCUGCGCUUCAUGACACACCUGGUGCUGUUCUACCGUAGCAUGGGGACCCACCUGAAGGAGGAGGUGUGUGUGGAUGUGCUGAAGGCGUUCGUCAGCCUGCUGGGCCGGGAGAAGCAGGGGGAGCUGCUGCCGUUCUACUGCAGCCACCUGCCCGCCCCCCAGGCCACCGCCUCCUACGCCCUGCACCUGGAGGGCGUGGCUGACACCUCACAGAGGCGACGCUGCCUGGAGCUGGCUCGCCAGGCUGGUCUGGAGGUUGCCGCGGUGACGAAGCUGGUGGUGGAGAAUGUCAGAGAGAGAGACGAUCAGGAGUUUGUUCAUCACGACCUCAGCCCCGCCCUGGAUACAGGCACCUCCCCGGAGGACCAGAGGAAGAUCGAUGUGAUUGAUUGGCUGGUGUUUGACCCCGCCCAGAGGGCGGAGGCAUUGAAGCAGAGCAACGCCAUCAUGAGGAAGUUCCUGGCCUCUAAGAAGCACGAAGCAGCCAAGCAGGUGUUCUCCAAGGUUCCAGAAGACUCCAUGAGGGAGAUCUACCGGCAGUGGGAGGAGCAAGUCUCGGCCACGCCCCUUCCUGCUGAGGAUGAGAAUGCUAUUCGUGAGCACCUGUGCAUCCGGGCCUACCUGGAGGCCCACGAGGCGUUUAACGAGUGGUUCCGGCAGGUGAGCUGCCCCCCCCAGCUGCCCUCUCUGCCGCCCCAGGCCACGUUCACCCAGAAGGUGGCUCACGAGAUGAGGGAGAAGGACUACCAGAUGGAGUAUGACACCUGGAGUGGUCGUCUGGACUCUCUGACGGAGGAUGUGAAGGAGAGGAUCUACAACGUGCUACUGUUUGUAGACGGAGGCUGGAUGGUCGAUGUGAGAGAGGACUGUGAGGAGGACCCGGAGCGUGUCCACCAGAUGGCGCUGCUGCGUCGUCUGUGUCUGCCUCUCGUGACUUUCCUGCUGCUCAGCGUGCUGCAGAAGACCCAGCGCCUGCAGGAGAACCUCCGCCUCGCCGACAUCAUCGCCUCCGACCAGCACCGCCUCUACCAGGUGUUCUCUAAGGAGGAGUUGAGGAAGUUCUUACAGAAGAUGCGUGAGUCGUCUCUGCUCCUAUUGGACAAGGGCUUGGACCCCCUGGGAUACGAGGUCCAGGCUUGAAGACUCACACACACCGGGGGGUUCUGUGGUUACUUUCUUUUGUUGACAUGUUUUUGUAUCCCCAACCCAAAAACAAUCAGGUGAAUAAAAAAAAUGUCCUUCUUUUGUAU
Messenger RNA from Osmerus eperlanus (European smelt), 3048 nucleotides. RefSeq names its product nucleoporin 107 (gene nup107). Gene Ontology annotation, cellular component: nuclear pore; nuclear pore outer ring. Lineage: Eukaryota; Metazoa; Chordata; Actinopteri; Osmeriformes; Osmeridae. Gene Ontology annotation, biological process: protein import into nucleus; post-transcriptional tethering of RNA polymerase II gene DNA at nuclear periphery; mRNA export from nucleus. The transcript has 27 exons. The coding region runs from base 194 to 2938 and encodes 914 amino acids. Gene Ontology annotation, molecular function: structural constituent of nuclear pore. The record is from RefSeq and is a predicted model, not a curated record.